Molecule: messenger RNA, 2459 nt
Organism: Teleopsis dalmanni
Lineage: Eukaryota; Metazoa; Arthropoda; Insecta; Diptera; Diopsidae
Product: E3 ubiquitin-protein ligase Kcmf1-like
Exons: 7
Coding region: 224-1900 (558 amino acids)
Biological process (GO): synaptic signaling
Cellular component (GO): plasma membrane
Molecular function (GO): zinc ion binding
Source: RefSeq, a predicted model, not a curated record
CUGCAUAAAAGGUAAGACGAAUGAAAUAACCGCAAUAUCAGGAAAAUGUGCAAAAUAAAUAGUUCCAAGAAGAUUUAAAUCAAAAGUGACAUUCUAAUUAGAAGAGCUAAAAAGAACAAUAAUUAUCGCUAAGUCAAAUUGGAUUCCAAUUAAGGCAUCAAACUGUAUACUAAAGAUUCAAAAAUCCAAUUCAGUUUUCGGUUAUCAAAUCGUUUUCUGAAUAAUGAGUCGUCAUGAAGGUGUCAGCUGUGAUUCAUGUCUCAAAAGCAACUUUAAUGGUCGUCGUUAUAAAUGCCUGAUAUGCUAUGACUAUGAUUUAUGUGCGGACUGCUAUGAGGAAGGUGUGACAUCCACUCAUCAUUUGGUUGAUCAUCCCAUGCAAUGUAUUUUAACGCGAACUGAUAUUGAUCUGUUUUUUGGUGGUGAAAUGCUUAAUUCAGAUCAGCCACAAAGUUACACUUGUCCUUAUUGUAAAAAAAUGGGUUAUAGCGAUGCUACACUAUUAGAACAUGUUACUGCUGAACAUACUGAAACAAGUUUGGAAGUUGUGUGUCCAGUCUGUGCUGGCAUGCCAGGAGGUGAACCCAAUCUAGUCACAGAUGACUUUGCUGGUCAUUUAACGUUAGAGCAUCGAACUGGACCACGAGAACUAAUUUCAUUUAUAGAUGAACCAUCAGCUAUUCGUCACGGAGGCGGAGUGCGUCGCAUACCGGGACGUACCUUAGUUGGCCAGAGAGCCCGUCGGUCUAAUAUGCACUUCAGUUCGUCAAGUGGUUUAUCUGCAUUAUCACCUUCUGGUCGAGAAUCGGUAGAUCCAAUUGCUGAACUUUUAUCACAAUUGUCAGGAGUACGACGUGGUGGGCCUCAAUCGUCACAACUUCAACAAAUACAGAUGCAGAUACAACUUGAACGUCAGCAGGUGGCAAUUGCAACACGUCAGCAAUUAGAACGUUUACCUAGACGAGCGCAUCCUUUAGUUUCAGCCUCAAAUUCAAAUGCCACUAUGGCAGAAGUUAUUAGUGGAGGAAAUGUUAGUAGCGCAAUUAUGACUGGUAACUCAACAGGUUCUAACAGUGUCAAUGGUGGUAGCUCUUGUCGUGCAAAUGAAUGGUCCAUAAGUACAUCUGGAACAAAUCAGCAACCGCAAUCCCAGUUGACAGCAAACGCGGUUAAUGCAAGAGAGGUUCAAAUGUUACAGUAUAAGGAUAUUGCUGCUGGUACUGUAAAUAGCAAUGCAACAGGGGGUUCAAUAGUUAAUGGUGCUGAAGGGCAAUCACAAUUUUUACUUACUAAAUUUAUGCAGCCUAAUUUGAGUGACAGUGAAUGUGCCGAAGCUGAUCAAAAUCGGGCUGACAGGUCGCAGUUCGUGCAAGCUUUGCUGCUGUCCGCUUUGUCACGUGUCAAUCUUGAUAUCGAUUUGGACCAUGAAAAGAGAGGAGAAUCGCAAGAAACCAACAGUGAUAGUGUAAAUAAUGAAAGGGGUACUACAAAUAUUGGUGAAAGUUUAAUUGAAACACAUGACAAGUCGAAGUCCGACGGUGGUAUACAUAUUUCGGGUACCGGUGUCAAUAGUCGUCAGCAAGUUCAUCAACAACAACAGACUUCACCGGAGGAUUUUUCCGAGGAGUACAAGCAACAGCAACAGCAACAGCCACAACCUCAACAACAAACAUAUUUGUUGAAAAAGAAAGCAUCUGCUACAAGUGGCGGCACAGGCACUGGCAAACCAAUUUCUGAUAGAGGUAUUGAACGUCGCGGUCGUCCACCGCCCCCUCCAGUUGUAGGCACUGGUGCAAUAGCUACAGGUUCAGAGCCAAAUCAGCAACAAGGCCAAUCACAACAAAAAUAUAAACAACCUACCACACCGAUGCCAGCAAAUCAAAUUCCAGAUACUAGGUAGUGCUAUAGAACUAGCCAAAGCACUUCAUUAAACACAGCAGCAAGGGUCUCGUAAUAUAUAACAUAUAAUUAUUUUAAAAGUUUAUAUAAAUCUAUAAAAAUAUAUAUAUGGUAACAAAAAGCAUAAACCAUAAAAAUAUCGUUAAUUAAAAACACUUGGUAAGAAAUUUUAUUACGAUUUCUUAAUAUUUAUAGAAAAAUUAGAAUGAAUGGAAAAAACAUUAAAACCACAUGAACUAAUUUAAAACAAACAUACUAUAUGUACGUCGUCUUUCAUUGUGCUACAAAUUUUAAUGUGAAUGCACGACAAUAGAGAUAAAAUUAGCAACUUAAAAUAAAAUAAAAUAAAAUAAAUAAAAUUAUAAAUGUAACACAACUAAAACAAUUUUGCAACAAAAUUGAAAUUUUGGAGGUGCGCGGUCUGGUCUAUUUUAUUAGAUUUCUUUUUAAUUUAUUAAGGCAACGACAUAACUUAACGGCGUAGAGAUUUCAUUAAAUUAAAGAAAAAUACUUUGAAUUAAAUAAAAUUUCAUUAUAUAUAUUAUAAGCCCAAUUUUAUA